Molecule: messenger RNA, 776 nt
Organism: Arachis ipaensis
Lineage: Eukaryota; Viridiplantae; Streptophyta; Magnoliopsida; Fabales; Fabaceae
Source: RefSeq, a predicted model, not a curated record
AAAAGAUUAUAAAAUAAAAAUAUCCAUCAUGAGUAUUUGGGUCAAUUAUAGAAUAAGUGAAUAUCUAAUCCAUUGUAUGAUUUUAGCUGAUCUUCUAACUACUAAUGCUGGAUUCUUCUCUUUUGAUGUGCAGGCACUUCCUAUUUACUUUGAUAAAAUUUUUCAUCCUGUUGUUGCUGUUAUUUUAUCAGUAACUUUUGUUCUAGCUUUUGGAGAAGUAAAAUACUUUUUCAACUCAUGGUUUUUGUCAUACUCAAACAUUUUGAUCUUGACAUUGAAGAACUAACACUUAGCCUAGGAACAAAGAAGUCAAAGGUUCUUGUGUUUGUGUUUGAGAAUGAAGCAAUGAAGUCACAAGUUGAUAGAACAUGGCCACAUGAGAUUGCUCUUGGUGAAGUCAACGAGAAACUCACAAGAGGCCUUGUUGGUUCUGAGAUGGCAAGGUUCAAAUUCAGAAAAGGUUGCAUCAUUUUCUAUGUCUAUGCUGUUAGGCAAAUUGGUAGCUUUGGAUUCUCUUGUUUUGAGGUUCUUAGAACUGUUCUUCAAUCUGUUGUGGAGCUUAAAGAUUUUUUGGAUCACACUGCCAUGCUUUCUAUGCCAAAUCAAAGAAGCAUUACCCAUCAGGUACCAGCAGCCAUGGCUCACUAAUAUAAUCUUAAUUAGGAUCUUCAUUAUUGAAAAUAUUAUUUUUGUUUAGUUUGUUAUUGUUAAUUAGUACCUUUCUUUGGAAUUUUGGGGAGGCUUAUUAUUAUUAAUAUUGAUUUAUUUGUUCAUCA